CCCGCACGCGCCGGGAGCGGAGCCGCGGCCCCGCGAGCGGGAGAGUCCGGGACCGGCGGGCUGGAGCGUGGACAUGAGGAGCUGGAUUCGAAUGUGUCCUGGGUUUGCUGCAUUACAGCAGUUCCUGCUUCAGUUAGAUCAGAACCUUCCCUGCUAAUUCAUCAUGACAUAACCAACCAGCCACCUCCCACUGCACAGUUGGAUAAGCUUCUUGUUUCGCAUUGUUCCAAGCACAUGUGACUCAAGGCCUUCAUCAUCCACCUAGUCUGGUACAGCGCCCUGGGAUGCCAUCAGGUGCUCGAAUGCCCCAUCAGGGGGCUCCAAUGGGUCCCCCAGGCUCACCAUAUGUUGGAAGCCCCUCAGUGCGCCCUGGAAUGCCCCAAACAGUGAUGGAACCAACACGAAAACGCACAGCACCUCAGCAGGUACAGCAACAGCAGGUGCAACAGCAGGUGCAACAGCAGCAGCAAGCAACUCAGACCCGAACCCGGAGUGCCAAGAGGAGGAAGAUGGCUGACAAAAUUCUCCCUCAGAGGAUCCGGGAGUUGGUUCCUGAGUCCCAGGCCUACAUGGACCUGUUAGCCUUUGAACGCAAACUGGACCAGACCAUUAUGAGGAAGCGGGUGGACAUUCAGGAAGCCCUGAAGAGACCGAUGAAGCAAAAACGGAAACUGAGGCUUUACAUCUCCAACACCUUUAACCCUGCAAAAUCUGAUGCUGAUGACUCUGAUGGCAGCAUUGCAUCCUGGGAGCUGCGAGUGGAAGGGAAGCUCCUGGAUGAUCUCAGCAAACAGAAGCGGAAAUUUUCCUCCUUCUUUAAAAGUUUGGUCAUUGAGCUGGACAAAGAUCUUUAUGGACCUGACAAUCAUUUGGUGGAGUGGCAUAGAACUCCCACUACCCAGGAGACUGAUGGCUUCCAGGUGAAGAGGCCUGGUGAUGUGAGUGUGCGAUGCACACUUCUCCUCAUGUUGGAUUACCAGCCUCCACAGUUUAAACUGGACCCACGACUGGCCCGUUUGUUGGGAAUACAUACACAGACCCGAUCAGCAAUUAUCCAGGCCCUCUGGCAGUACGUCAAAACAAACAAACUGCAAGACUCCCAUGAUAAGGAAUACAUCAACUGUGACAAAUACUUCCAGCAGAUCUUCGACUGUCCACGGCUAAAAUUUUCCGAAAUUCCUCAGAGACUCACUAAUCUGCUGCUGCCUCCAGACCCCAUAGUUAUAAACCACAUCAUCAGUGUUGACCCCAAUGACCAGAAAAAGACAGCGUGUUAUGAUAUUGAUGUGGAAGUUGAAGAUCCCUUAAAAGGACAAAUGAGUAGCUUUCUCCUCUCAACAGCCAACCAGCAGGAGAUCACAGCACUGGACAACAAGAUUCAUGAGACAAUCGAAUCUAUAAACCAGCUAAAGAUACAACGUGAUUUCAUGCUGAGUUUUUCCAAAGAUCCCAAAGGAUACAUUCAAGACCUUCUCCGAUCCCAGAGCAGGGAUCUCAAGGUGAUGACUGAUGUGGUUGGGAACCCUGAGGAGGAGCGUAGAGCUGAAUUUUAUCAUGAGCCCUGGUCCCAGGAGGCUGUGAGCAGAUAUUUCUACUGCAAGAUCCAACAGCGCCGGCAGGAACUGGAACAGUCUCUGGGAGUGCGUAACACAUAAACAGUAUUCACAACCUCCCAUUGGCAUUGUGAACCUAGAGCCAGUGGACAUCUCAGUGUUACUUAGCUCACUGUUACACAUGGACUUGCUUAAUGACUGGACAAGAAUGUGCCAUCAGCAACACCAGUCACAACACCAGCUUUAGCGUGACCCCUGAAAAUCCUGCUAAUGUGAGUGUCUCAAACCAUUCCAGGCCGGAGAGGGCACAAGACUUCUAUUCCCCAUUGAGGUGUCCAUAUUAAUAAGGAUUAAAUGUUCAUCCAUCUACUUGCA
Mauremys reevesii (Reeves's turtle) is the source of this 1928-nucleotide messenger RNA. RefSeq names its product SWI/SNF related, matrix associated, actin dependent regulator of chromatin, subfamily d, member 3 (gene SMARCD3). The record is from RefSeq and is a predicted model, not a curated record. Lineage: Eukaryota; Metazoa; Chordata; Testudines; Geoemydidae. Gene Ontology annotation, cellular component: SWI/SNF complex; nucleus. Bases 285 to 1655 code for a protein of 456 amino acids. The transcript is spliced from 14 exons. Gene Ontology annotation, biological process: regulation of transcription by RNA polymerase II.